Rubroshorea leprosula is the source of this 1055-nucleotide messenger RNA. Lineage: Eukaryota; Viridiplantae; Streptophyta; Magnoliopsida; Malvales; Dipterocarpaceae. The record is from the annotation of a GenBank genome assembly.
CCACACUUUUUUCUUUUUCUUCUUCAUAUCAUGUCGAAGCACUUUCUACUUUCGUCAAUCCGAAGCCAGCGAAAGCUCUAAUUUAUCAUCUCCAAUUCAGACAUCCCAAAUCUCCGGCACUUCGUUAAUCCCGAAAUCUCCGAAUAAAGGGAGAUAAUCUUAGAGGUGUGGCCGUAUGAGUAUGAACUGAAGUGGUGGUGCAGAGAUGAAUGUGAGCCAUGCGACGGUUCACCCAGUGGAAGAUGUACCGACCACCACCGACGCCGGGAAUAACGCUCCGACAGUGAGGAUGAAGGAUAUUCAGGGAAUGCCCGGCACUGCUGGGGGGCUUGCUUUGCGCCUCUGUCAGCUUCUUUUUGCGGUCGCCGCACUCUGUGUCAUGGCAUCCACCAGCGAUUUUCCUUCUGUCACAGCCUUUUGCUACCUUGUUGCUGCCACUGGCUUGCAGAGUAUAUGGAGUCUUAUACUUGCUGUUAUUGAUCUAUACGCUCUUUUGGUGAGACGCUCCUUGCAGAAUUUACGAGUUGUCAGUUUCUUUGCUAUCGGUGAUGGGAUCACAUCCACGCUGACUUUUGCCGCAGCUUGUGCUUCUGCUGGCAUCACAGUCCUUAUUGACAACGAUCUUGACAGCUGCAAACAGAACCACUGCAUGCAGUUUGAAACAGCUACUGCAAUGGCCUUCAUUAGCUGGUUUACUGCAAUGCCAUCUUUUCUUCUAAACUUUUGGUCACUGGCAUCCCGAUGAAGAAAGAUCAAACAAGAAAGCCAGAAGUCCCAUCUCAGACUGGCACUCGGAAACACUUUCAUGUUAUUAUCCAGAGGAAAUUUGGUUUUGAUGUAUAGUUUAUAAAAUCAGGUUGCAACAUAAAAAUUUAUGGCGAUGAAUACCACAAGACUGAAUUUGAUUGAAUCACAUUCAAUUAAAGUGUGUUAGAAUUAUCUGCAUGUCAAUGCCAUGUGAUGUGAGCUUCUCUUCUCACUGAUGUCUCUGGUCCAAGAAACAUUCUCCUUCUGUAUUCUAAUGAUUGAACUCUUAAUUAACAAGGUGUGAACAU